Molecule: messenger RNA, 2430 nt
Organism: Eriocheir sinensis (Chinese mitten crab)
Lineage: Eukaryota; Metazoa; Arthropoda; Malacostraca; Decapoda; Varunidae
Product: basic proline-rich protein-like
Exons: 2
Coding region: 1-2430 (809 amino acids)
Source: RefSeq, a predicted model, not a curated record
AUGACUUCCUUUGGUGCCACCAAGAACCUCACUGAGCAAGGGUUCUUUACUACCAACAAGAUCCAAGGCCAGUACUACCACCGCAUGGGCAGUGUACUCCUCCUAGAAGAUGAAGAGCCCAAGUUUGUCCAGGUCUUCUUCAUGGGUGAUGAUGACGAAGCCAACAGACGCUGCACACUUAACCAGGGAGUCCAACACGACAUCAUCGAGGCCCUCCAGAAUAUGCUCCAUGAAACACACCCCUAUGUAGCAAGCUUCAAACGUGCCGUGGAGCACAUGGAGCAGUCGCCCGAGCACAAGAUAAUCAUUGAAGCUGACAGGAGGCCAGCAGGGGAACAUGCACGGCGCUUCGAAGCACCAGAGGCCAAAGAAAUUGCCAUAAUAAUGGUUGGUGAGGACCAUGGUCAUCGUGACAUUGUCCUUAAGAAGCGAGACAACUUACUUAUGACCAUAAAUGAGACUCAUCGGUCCUACGACAGCCUUCAGUAUCCCCUGAUGUUUCCAAGAGGAGAAGAUGGUUACAGCAUUCAGCUUCCCCAGACCUGCCCAGCCAGUGGCUUGAAGACUAGCAGGAUGAUCAGCUGUAAAGACUUCUACGCAUACCGCUUCCUGAUUCGAGAUGAUGACUUCAACCAGCUCUUGCGUUUCAAAGAGGUCACCAAUCCAAAGCCUCCCGAACCUGAACCAAAAUCGUCAAAUGAUCCUACUGAGCCUGAUAAAGGUACUCCUCCAGAACCAAACUCACUUUUUGAGCUACCAGCACCAAAGCUCCCGGGUCUUAGAUUACCAGACGAAUCGAUCACAGACAAAGGGACUCCUCCUUCAAACCCAGGACCAAAGGCUCCAAAUCCGGAAGCAGAAUCAUCAAAGCCAGGCCCUCCUGCUCCUGGGCCGUCAAAAGAUCCAGACCCUGGUAGUGAUACUCCUCCUCCAAAACCAGGCCCUGAUGCCCCACCUCCAGCUCCAGAUGUGCCAAAACCAGAGGUAGUGUCAUCAAAGCCUGGUCCAGAGGCACCAAAAUCAGGUCCUGACGCCCCACCUCCAGCUCCAGAUGCACCGAAUCCGGUUGUAAAAUCAAAGCCAGGCCCUCCUGCUCCUGCGCCGUCAAAAGAUCCUGACCCUGGUAGUGAUACUCCUCCUCCAAUACCAGGCCUUGACGCCCCACCUCCAGCUCCAGAGGCACCGAAUCCGGUUGUAAAAUCAAAAUCCGACCCUCCUGCUCCUGCGCCGUCAAAAGAUCCAGGCCCUGGUAGUGACACUCCUCCUCCAAAACCAGACCCUGAUGCCCCACCUCCAGCACCAGAUGCACCGAAUCCGGUUGUAAAAUCAAAGCCAGGCCCUCCUGCUCCUGCGCCGUCAAAAGAUCCAGACCCUGGUAGUGAUACUCCUCCUCCAAAACCAGGCCUUGACGCCCCACCUCCAGAUCCAGAUGUGCCAAAACCAGAGGUAGUGUCAUCAAAGCCUGGUCCAGUGGUGCCAAAACCAGGUCCUGACGCCCCACCACCAGGUCCAGAGGCACCAAAACCGGAGGCAGAAUCAUCAAAGUCUGGCCUUCCUGCUCCUGCACCAUCAGAAGAUCCAGAUCCUGGUAGUGGCACUCCUCCUCCGAAACCAGGCCCUGAUGCCCCACCACCAGGUCCAGAGGCACCAAAACCGGAGGCAGAAUCAUCAAAGCCUGGCCUUCCUGCUCCUGCACCAUCAGAAGAUCCAGAUCCUGGUAGUGACACUCCUCCUCCAAAACCAGGCCCUGAUGCCCCACCUCCAGCUCCAGAUGCACCGAAUCCGGUUGUAAAAUCAAAGCCAGGCCCUGCUGCUCCUGGGCUGUCAAAAGAUCCAGACCCUGGUAGUGAUACUCCUCCAAAACCAGGCCCUGACGCCCCACCUCCAGCUCCAGAUGUGCCAAAACCAGAGGUAGUGUCAUCAAAGCCUGGUCCAGUGGUACCAAAACCAGGUCUUGACGGCCCAGCACCAGGUCCAAAGGCGCCCAAACCGGAGACAGAAUCAUCAAAGUCUGGCCUUCCUGCUCCUGCACCAUCAGAAGAUCCAAGGCCUGGUAGAGAUACUCCUCCUCCAAAACCUGGUCCUGACGCCCCACUUCCUGAUCCAGUUGCGCCAAAACUAGAGGUAGUGUCAUCAAAGCCUGGUCCAGUGGCACCAAAGUCUGGUAGCGAUACUCCUCCGCCAAAACCAGGUCCUGACGCCCCACUACCAGGUCUAGAGGCGCCAAAACCGGAGGCAGAAUCAUCAAAACCUGCGCCGUCAGAAAAGCCUGACCCUGGUAGUGAUACUCCUCCUCCUGCUCCAGGCCCAAAAUCAGGCCCAGAGGCGCCAGAGCCAGGUAAAGAUACUCCUCCUAAACCAGAUCCCGACGCCCCACCUGGUCCAGAGUCGCCAAACAAAAGUGAAUCAUCAAAGCCUUGUCCUGGUUGA